GUAUGGCUUCCUUUGAGCAUCAGCCUCCCAUAGCUUCUGGGCUUAACUUUCAGGAAAGUGUAGCUUCUUUUGCAGGCUGUCAAAAAAACGAGGAGUUACUUAAUUUUUUGUAUGAAAGAAAAUUUAUAAACCAAGGAAUAGUUGAAUAUCUUAAGAAAAAUCUUAUAAGCGUUUCUAAAUCUUCAGAGGGUGCUGCUUUUGCUAAGUUACAAGGUGACUCUUUUAUAUAUUACAUUAAAAAUAUUAUAUGCGUGCUGGGCCGCGCGGAAGGUCAUCCUCCUAAAAGUCAUACUUCAGCCACUGCCGAAUCUUUUUUUCCAUUGAGUAGUUCAAAAAUAAUAUCACGCAGACAUUUGGAGUUAAGAUACCAUUAUAUAACUAAAUCUUUUCACCUAUAUUGCCUGAGUAAAAAUGGUUGUUUUGUGAACGGUUCUUUUAUUACUAUUUCAGAUGGUCCGCUAUUGUUGCAUAACAGGUGUGUAAUCUCGGUGGGAGACGUUAACUUUGUAUUUUUUCUUCCUUUAUCCAUUAGGCGAUUUGGACGAGCCACUUACUACUCUAGUUCUUCUCUUUCAAAGGAUAAUCCAUUGGAGGUCAACAGUGAAUGUCCACCAAACUUUAACGAAGAACAUACAGGUAGAAAUAAUAUGAUUUUAACGCUUAGGAAAGAUGAUAACAGCAGAAUUAAUUUUAAAGGUUGUAAUCAACCUGAGCACUCCACUAAAAUUAAACAGUGCGAACCAAUUGUUACGCCCCAUAAUCUUUAUAAUCCGCGGUAUGCUUUGUUUGCGAAUCUGCAGCCCCAAACUUUGGAAGCAUUGCCAUUAAAUUGUUGUUAUAAGGCUGUAAAAUCAGAAAGCUUAUGUUUUGCUUGCUCAAAGAAGAAAAAAACUAAAUGCAAAAGUGCUAAGUCGCCCUGCCUUGCACCGCUUACUAAGAAAUCUUGUUGUCUAUGUGAGAACUCGUUUAUUAGCUCUACUCUAGCGACCGCUGAAGACAAGCCUUCUCAAUAUAACGAGCGCAGUUCUAGUUUUACUAUUUUUAAUAAGGAAACUGCUACAUUUGAAAAAAGACUGGUGGGAGAGGCUGCCUUUUUUUUACCUUGUUCGGGGUCAAGCGUGACGGGCAGUUAUACUGUAACAUCAGCGCCUAUACCUUCGCGGGAAGUUUGCUUACCGCCUUCAUCUCUACACGCGGUUUCACCUCCUGGGGUUGUUUGCAGCAUAAUACCUUCUACUUCCGGAGAAAGAGAACAUACGGGCUUUUUUUGUCAACAGCCCUGUUGUUUUAGAAAUGGUACUUGUUAUACAGAAGAAUCAAAUCACAAAGGACAGGAGCUUUGCCACAUUUAUAAUAUGGAUAGCCAAGUUAACGAAGUAAAAGUGCCUUCUGCCAGGUAUAAGGCUCAUUUUAAAGAUGAAACUGACUAUAUCCACCGUAGGCAGAAUUUUAAAAAAUUAAAAACUAAGAAACUCCGCAAACCUGAAGAUUUGUACUCGGGAAUGUUUAUUCUUUCACCUUCUAAAAAUGCCACCUUUCCCCCCCGUUGAACGCUUAGAAGAUUAAAUUCACUGGUAAAUAAGUAAAUAA
This is a messenger RNA of Zophobas morio, 1590 nucleotides long. RefSeq lists its product as uncharacterized. Gene Ontology annotation, biological process: regulation of ribosomal protein gene transcription by RNA polymerase II. Bases 3 to 1550 code for a protein of 515 amino acids. Gene Ontology annotation, cellular component: nucleus. The transcript has 5 exons. Gene Ontology annotation, molecular function: sequence-specific DNA binding; protein binding. The record is from RefSeq and is a predicted model, not a curated record. NCBI's taxonomy places the organism in Eukaryota, Metazoa, Arthropoda, Insecta, Coleoptera, Tenebrionidae.